Messenger RNA from Cyclocybe aegerita, 534 nucleotides. The record is from the annotation of a GenBank genome assembly. NCBI's taxonomy places the organism in Eukaryota, Fungi, Basidiomycota, Agaricomycetes, Agaricales, Hemipholiotaceae.
AUGUCGCCACCUCCACCUCCUAUCCUUUGGCGCUGUGCCACUGACGCAUCUAUGCGCCGCGAGUAUGGGCACAGAAUCCUGAAUACAACCAGCUGCGUCACUGGCGCUGGCGCUGGCACGCACAUCCGGUUCACACUAAGACAGAGCGAGCUCAAAAUUAGCCCGUUCUCCACAAAAACGGGCAGUCUGCCCCCAUGCUCCGUAGCAGUGCACCUCAUCACCGUGUACCUGCCCCGCAGCUCAGCGGCGUACGAAGCUCAACUAGCCGAGCAAAAGAGCCUCCUGCGGGCGUCAUACGCUGCGUCAGGUGGGGUCAAUUCGGAAGAGGAGAGGAAGGAAGGGGACCGGGAACCCGGUCCGGAGGUGAGUUCGCCGUGGGCUGAUGCCCGUCACUCGUUCAGGUGCGCGUUGUGCGGUGAGCCGCCCGUGUACGCGCUGUCGCACGUCAUGAGGCGGGAACGAGGUGGGUCAUUCGACGACGCGAUGUCCGACGGCGGGCUUCGGGCACUGGCGUGUGGGUCGCUUGAGCAAUGA